This is a messenger RNA of Orcinus orca (killer whale), 5598 nucleotides long. RefSeq names its product ATPase phospholipid transporting 8B2 (gene ATP8B2). Gene Ontology annotation, biological process: phospholipid translocation; Golgi organization. Bases 109 to 3816 code for a protein of 1235 amino acids. The transcript is spliced from 29 exons. Gene Ontology annotation, molecular function: ATP binding; ATPase-coupled intramembrane lipid carrier activity; ATP hydrolysis activity. The record is from RefSeq and is a predicted model, not a curated record. Lineage: Eukaryota; Metazoa; Chordata; Mammalia; Artiodactyla; Delphinidae. Gene Ontology annotation, cellular component: plasma membrane.
GCCCCCCGCCCCAGCCCCCGGCAUGGGCAGGACGUGGCCGCCGGGGCGGGCGCCGAGCGCUGAGCGCUGAGGGUCUCCCAUGGGAUUGCUGGGACCUUGCUGGGUGAGAUGGCACUGUGUGCAAAAAAGCGCCCCCCAGAAGAAGAAAGGAGGGCGCGGGCCAAUGACCGAGAAUACAAUGAGAGAUUCCAGUAUGCGAGUAACUGCAUCAAGACCUCCAAGUACAAUAUUCUCACCUUCCUGCCUGUCAACCUCUUUGAGCAGUUCCAGGAAGUUGCCAAUACCUACUUCCUGUUCCUUCUCAUUCUGCAGUUGAUCCCACAGAUCUCCUCCCUCUCCUGGUUCACCACCAUUGUGCCUUUGGUUCUUGUCCUCACAAUCACAGCUGUUAAAGACGCCACUGAUGACUAUUUCCGCCACAAGAGUGAUAACCAGGUGAAUAACCGUCAGUCUCAGGUGCUGAUCAAUGGAAUCCUCCAGCAAGAGCAGUGGAUGAAUGUCUGUGUUGGUGAUAUUAUCAAGCUAGAAAAUAACCAGUUUGUGGCGGCGGAUCUCCUCCUCCUUUCCAGCAGUGAGCCCCAUGGGCUGUGUUACAUAGAGACAGCAGAACUCGAUGGAGAGACCAACAUGAAAGUACGGCAGGCGAUUCCAGUCACCUCGGAAUUGGGAGACAUCAGUAAGCUUGCCAAGUUUGAUGGUGAAGUGAUCUGCGAACCUCCCAACAAUAAGCUGGACAAAUUCAGCGGAACCCUCUACUGGAAGGAGAACAAGUUCCCCCUGAGCAACCAGAACAUGCUGCUGCGGGGCUGCGUGCUGCGAAACACCGAGUGGUGCUUCGGGCUGGUCAUCUUCGCAGGUCCUGACACUAAGUUGAUGCAGAACAGCGGCAGGACAAAAUUCAAGAGAACAAGUAUUGAUCGCCUAAUGAAUACACUGGUGCUCUGGAUUUUUGGAUUUCUGGUCUGCAUGGGGGUGAUCCUAGCCAUUGGCAAUGCCAUCUGGGAGCACGAGGUUGGGACACGCUUCCAGGUCUACCUGCCCUGGGAUGAGGCGGUGGACAGUGCCUUCUUCUCUGGCUUCCUCUCCUUCUGGUCCUACAUCAUCAUCCUCAACACCGUCGUGCCCAUAUCGCUCUAUGUCAGCGUGGAGGUCAUCCGCCUGGGCCACAGCUACUUCAUCAACUGGGACAAGAAGAUGUUCUGCAUGAAGAAGCGGACGCCCGCGGAGGCCCGCACCACCACCCUGAACGAGGAGCUGGGCCAGGUGGAGUACAUCUUCUCCGACAAGACAGGCACCCUCACCCAGAACAUCAUGGUCUUCAACAAGUGCUCCAUCAACGGCCGCAGCUACGCUCCAGGCAGUAGGGGAGCUCCUAGGCUGUUUGAAGAGAAGCCCAAGACACUGGCCCCUGGGCACCCCAGCCAGGUUGGACCUUGUCAGCCCUGCUGGAGUCUAGACUCUCCCUGUGUUGCUGUCCAGAGCCCUUGUGACGUGUUCGAUGUCCUGGGCCACAAAGCUGAAUUGGGAGAGAGGCCUGAACCCGUCAACUUCUCCUUCAAUCCUCUGGCUGACAAGAAGUUCUUAUUUUGGGACCCUACCCUCUUGGAGGCUGUCAAAAUGGGGGACCCACACACGCACGAGUUCUUCCGCCUCCUUUCCCUGUGUCACACCGUCAUGUCAGAAGAAAAGAACGAAGGGGAGCUGUACUACAAAGCCCAGUCGCCAGAUGAGGGGGCUCUGGUCACCGCAGCCAGGAACUUUGGUUUCGUAUUCCGCUCUCGUACACCCAAGACCAUCACUGUCCACGAGAUGGGCACAGCCAUCACCUACCAGCUGCUGGCCAUCCUGGACUUUAACAACAUCCGCAAACGGAUGUCAGUCAUAGUGCGGAAUCCAGAGGGGAAGAUCCGACUGUACUGCAAAGGGGCUGACACCAUCUUGCUGGACAGACUCCACCACUCCACCCAAGAGCUCCUCAACACCACCACUGACCACCUGAAUGAGUACGCGGGCGAAGGGCUGAGGACCCUGGUCCUGGCCUACAAGGAUCUGGAUGAAGAGUACUACGAGGAGUGGGCCGAGAGACGGCUCCAGGCCAGCCUGGCCCAGGACAGCCGGGAGGACCGGCUGGCCAGCGUCUACGAGGAGGUUGAGAGCGACAUGAUGCUGCUGGGCGCCACGGCCAUUGAGGAUAAGCUUCAGCAAGGGGUUCCAGAGACCAUCGCCCUCCUGACGCUGGCCAACAUCAAGAUCUGGGUGCUGACAGGGGACAAGCAAGAGACGGCCGUGAACAUUGGCUAUUCCUGCAAGAUGCUGACAGACGACAUGACGGAGGUGUUCAUCGUCACUGGCCACACAGUCCUGGAAGUGCGGGAGGAGCUCAGGAAAGCCCGGGAGAAGAUGAUGGACUCGUCCCGCACUGUAGGCAACGGCUUCACCUACCAGGAGAAGCUUUCUUCUUCCAAGCUCACUUCUGUCCUGGAAGCCGUGGCUGGGGAGUACGCCCUGGUCAUCAACGGGCACAGCCUGGCCCAUGCGUUAGAGGCAGACAUGGAGCUGGAGUUUCUGGAGACAGCCUGUGCCUGCAAAGCUGUCAUCUGCUGCCGGGUGACCCCCUUGCAGAAGGCACAAGUGGUGGAACUGGUUAAGAAGUACAAGAAGGCUGUGACCCUUGCCAUCGGGGAUGGAGCCAACGAUGUCAGCAUGAUCAAAACGGCUCACAUUGGUGUGGGCAUCAGUGGGCAGGAAGGGAUCCAGGCUGUCCUGGCCUCCGAUUACUCCUUCUCCCAGUUCAAGUUCCUGCAACGCCUCCUGCUGGUGCAUGGGCGCUGGUCCUACCUGCGCAUGUGCAAGUUCCUCUGCUAUUUCUUUUACAAGAACUUCGCUUUCACCAUGGUCCACUUCUGGUUUGGCUUCUUCUGCGGCUUCUCGGCCCAGACCGUCUAUGACCAGUAUUUCAUCACCCUUUAUAACAUCGUGUAUACCUCCCUCCCAGUCCUGGCUAUGGGGGUCUUCGAUCAGGAUGUCCCGGAGCAGCGGAGCAUGGAGUACCCUAAGCUGUACGAGCCAGGCCAGCUGAACCUCCUCUUCAACAAGCGGGAAUUUUUCAUCUGCAUCGCCCAGGGCAUCUACACAUCUGUGCUCAUGUUCUUCAUCCCCUAUGGGGCGUUUGCUGAGGCCACCCGCGAUGAUGGCACCCAGCUGGCUGACUACCAGUCCUUUGCGGUCACCGUGGCCACUUCGCUGGUCAUCGUGGUCAGUGUGCAGAUUGGGCUGGAUACCGGCUACUGGACGGCCAUCAACCACUUCUUCAUCUGGGGCAGCCUGGCGGUUUACUUUGCUAUCCUCUUUGCCAUGCACAGCAAUGGGCUCUUCGACAUGUUUCCAAACCAAUUCCGGUUUGUGGGUAAUGCCCAGAACACUCUGGCCCAGCCCACCGUGUGGCUGACCAUCGUGCUCACCACAGUCGUCUGCAUCAUGCCUGUGGUCGCCUUUCGGUUCCUCAGGCUGAACCUGAAGCCGGAUCUCUCAGACACGGUCCGCUACACCCAGCUGGUGAGGAAGAAGCAGAAGGCCCAGCACCGCUGCAUGAGGCGGGUGGGUCGCACGGGUUCCCGGCGCUCCGGCUACGCCUUCUCCCACCAGGAGGGCUUCGGGGAGCUCAUCAUGUCUGGCAAAAACAUGCGGCUCAGCUCCCUGGCGCUCUCUGGCUUCACCACCCGCUCCAGCUCCAGCUGGAUUGAGAGCCUGCGCAGGAAGAAGAGUGACAGCGCCAGCAGCCCCAGCGGAGGGGCCGACAAGCCCCUCAAGGGGUGACGGCUGGGACGGGGACGCCCCUUGCCGGUGAUCAGCUCACGCAGGGCUGGCCGGCCACCAAGAGGACAGCAUCUCGGAACUGCGGGUCCUCAUUCCUUGCCCAGGUCCUCAUCCCAUCUCCCCUGGUAGACUCUGUCCUGCUGGUCCCACUAGGAGUGGCUGGGGCAUCCCCAGCCCAGGGCCCUCCUAGCAGUUGGGAGGGUGGAGGGGGCCGGCCCCAAGGGCAGAGCGGGGGCUGACCAGCCCCAGUGGGGGAUCAGAUGUGGAACCAAAAACAGAAGAAAAAACUGUGAGAGAUUGUGUCUGCCCCUGCCCUGCCUGGGAGCCCACAGGGAGACUGUAAUCUCUGUAUUUUUUUACUCCCACUCCCCAGAGGGGCCCCAGAGCCCCUGUUCCUGAAUUACACAAGAAUGUAUCAUGCCGGGAAGCCAGAGACCUGCUGGGGCCCUCGGCCCCUCACAGUGUGUGUGUCUCUCCUUGAUGUGUGUUUGUGUCCAGUUUGGUUUUGUCUUUUUUAUUUGGCAAGUGGAGGAGGCCUUUAUAUGACUUUUAUGUUGUGAUUGGUGUCUUAACUCUCCUGGGGAAGAGGAGGCUGGAUAGAUGUGGAGUGGUUGGGGAGGGGCUGGUGCCCACGAGGGACAGAGAGGCUGACCAGGGAGGGAGGUGCCUGUCAGCCACAGGGUGCGGGGAGAGUAUACAGGGGUCUGCUCCUGUCUCUUUCCUCACCUUGAGAGUGAAGUGCUACCCCUCCUCAGCACACGCAACUCCUGGAUUCCGUAAGUCCUGCUGGUAUUGGGCUGGAGCCUAGGAAAGUGGCCCUGCCCUUCUCAGUGACCUAAAGCUGGGUGUGAAAUGUAGUCCUAAGAACAUUUUCUUUCAUUUUAAAUUUAGACCCAAGUUCACUGGCAGAGUCUGUUCUGACUUUCCUUCUCCCUCCUCGUUGGUGUUUUCCUGCGCCUGAGGUGGCCCAAAAGGGGAAGCUGAGCACCAUGAGAUGAGGCUAAAGGGGAGCUGACCUCUACUUCUCCCUCUGGUAAAAGAGGUCCCACCCGCUCCAGGCCAAGCACGCGGCAGGAUCUGGUGGGGUCCCUGUACUGAGCGGUGGGGAAAAGCAGAGGAGGCGGCUGCCCCGUGCCUGGCUUGGUCUGGACAGCAGAGCUUCGGCUUGCCUGUCCUUCCUCUCCAUCAUCUACACCUAGGAAGCACUUCCCCAAAUUACGUGUCUCCCAAGUUAGUUGCUACCAAACCAGUCUUGGGCAGAACUUUUUCCUUGUCUUUGGUAGUGGAGAGGGUUACUCAGGAAUGGUGUGGAGCUGGGAGUGGGCUAUGUGGGAGUCCCAAGGGAACUGGAGGUGGGCUGCGUUGAGGCAGGGUGGGGUGGGCAGGGGAUGGGGGCGGGGAAAGCUUGACAGGGAAAUUCUUUAGGCCACAUGGUUUACAAACCCAACAUCAUGUCUGUUUGUGUGUCUCUCAAGGUGAGAGUCUGAUUUUUAUACCAAAGAGGAAAUGAUUUUUUUUCAUAUUUUGUUUGUCUAUAUUAUAUAAAUAUAAAUAUAUAAAUAUAUAUAUAAAUAUAUAUAUAUAUAUAUAUACAGUUAUAUAUAUAUUAUUUUUUUGGUUCUCUCUCGUUUUUUAGGGAGGGAGGAAAGUACCAAGUUGCAAUGAGCUGUAAUUAAGGAACAUUCUGUAUAAUUUAUGACACAUUUCUAUACUUGCAAAAAUUAUAUCAUUUUAUGGAUAUAAGAGAAAAAUGCCUUUUUAUAAAAUUCCAGUUUCUGAGAA